GCGCGGGCAGCCUGUCGUGCAGAGAAGUUAUCUGUGCCUCAGUUGUCUCUGAGGAUAACUUCUGUUUUCUUUGCUCUUCCUCCAGGGACCAUCAGAGCCUUUGAGGUGUUAGCUCUUGCUGUGUGUCCUCCAUCUUUGUCCGGUUCCUUAGGGCAGCUGGCAGCUCUGGUCCCGCUGUUUCUUAGCACAGCACCUCGCACGAGGUGGACAGCCCGUAACCGUUGGUCUUUAUACACACACAGCUGCUGCUUAUGCCUUCAUUACCUUUGCUGCCUUUUCUGGUUGCUGUACCACACGGGUGCGUUCUAGGAGCUGUUCCCAAAAUUUGGUGUGCGUGAGCUGCCCCGUGCUGCCAGGUGUGAGAAAGAUCCUCCCUAAGGCUGUCUGAUUCAUUAAGAGAACCAACAGAUGGUACCGAGGGCUCCACAACACCAACAGCACUGCAGGAGCCUUGCUGGAGGAGUCUGGGAGAGGAGUAACUGAGUUCUCUGAAACUGCUUUGUAGGUGAUGGCUGCCACCCUGGAGCACAGAGGCUCUGAGGAGGAGCAGCCUCCUAACAAAAAGGAAACUAUGACCUGGAAACCCAGAGAUGUUAAGCCUAAAAUAUUAGGGCAAACUAAAGCAGAUGAAUGUUUGCUGAAGAAUGCCCUGUGUGUUCUUGAUAGUGACUCUGAAGGAAGUGAAUUCUCUGAUGUCUCUGCAUGUGAAGAUGCUGUCAGUCUGCAUACAAACACUGACGUGGAGGACUUGUGUGGUGAACUCUCUCGUAUGUCUGAGGAUGCAACUUUCGCUCAGCAGCCAGCUGCUUUGACAUAUGAGAUGGAGGACUGGGAUAAAGAGUUGGAGGAGUCUGAACGUAGUCCUUAUGAUGCUGGUGAUCUCUACUGCGGAAGCUUUCAGGAAAAUAAUCUUUUGGCCUCAUACUCAUUUCGAGAGGAUUCACUGUACAACCCGUGCUGUCACCAUGCAGCUUGCCUUGCUUUUCCCCUGCCCGUUAGAAUGACUGAGGUUGGCCAGUUUGAUGAUGCUGAUGAAUGAGGUCAGAACUGAGUUUGGUUUCUGAGUUGGAUUAUUCUUCACUGAGUUGCAGGUGCCAGCUGUAAGCUGCUAGCGCACUUGUGGACUAUUUUCUGUUUGUGUUACAUAGAACUGUGUUGCUGAUUCAUUGUUUGGGAGGAAGUAAUUCCUAAUCUUACCUUGAUUGCAAAGUGUUGCCAGUUUUGGCAUGUUUGGUACUUGCAUGUCUGGACACUUAACCUGUAAUUUUCUUUCAUUUGUUAUGGAAUCGGUCUUAAAAACUCUUCCUCCUUCCAACUUCUCUGUUGUACUUCUGUGUUGCAGUUUGUAUCUCCAUGUUACUCAUGACAAAAUUAGAUGUGACAGUACAAAAUGAGUUCUUCUGGUUUGACGUGUUUCAAUACAAAGGAAUUUGCAAAAUGUCUUCAUGUAUGUAACACACCUGUAGGCAUAUAUUUGGGAUUUUGUUUCCUACAGAGAUGCUGGGUGUUUGUCAGCCUCCCAGGAAAGGUUUCUGCACAUCAGACCUUGUGCUCAGAUGUAUUAUCUUCCAGUCUCCAGUAGUCUGAUGUUGUGUGAGGAUGUUUUAAAGACAUGUAAUGACAAAGAAAAUAUGCUUAUCUGAUCCUCAGUGCGUCCUGCAAACAGCAGUGAAUUGAGAUUCAUGGUAUUACUGAUACUUGUUAUUUCUGUGUUGAUAAAUGAGGAAAUGAGAACACAAAAUACUUCCAUAAAGUUCCCAAGAGAAUAGCUGGAACUGGAACUGUAUUCUUUUUGC
Lagopus leucura (white-tailed ptarmigan) is the source of this 1796-nucleotide messenger RNA. RefSeq names its product coordinator of PRMT5 and differentiation stimulator (gene COPRS). Gene Ontology annotation, cellular component: nucleus. NCBI's taxonomy places the organism in Eukaryota, Metazoa, Chordata, Aves, Galliformes, Phasianidae. Gene Ontology annotation, molecular function: histone binding. The record is from RefSeq and is a predicted model, not a curated record. Bases 509 to 1039 code for a protein of 176 amino acids. The transcript has 3 exons.